CAAUUUGUUUGUUCACAUAUCCCUCUCUCAAGGAGAACCCAAAAUCAACAACUUUUUUUUUCUUCACUCUCUGUCUCUCUCGCUUCUAUGCCAUGGCUUUUUCAUACUCCUUAACUUCGGCUUCACCAAAUUCGACUCUCUCCUAUUCCAAUAUCCAUCAAUUUCCGAACCCUUCUUCUUCGUUUCCCGUCUCGUUAUCGGUCUCAUCCCCGAAUAACACCCGCCAUCUUCGUCUCCUCAUCACCUCCGCUUUGAAUCCACAGACGGGACAGCCGACGAAGAAAGCCUCGACUAGUAGUGCUAGUGGUAGUGGUGGUGCGAACAAGAAACGGAAGAAAAAGGGGAAAACUGCGAAUCCUAAGGAGGAUUGGGAAUUGCGAGAUGCAGAUGCUCUUGAGGUAUAUGAUGAUGAUGGUUCCGAUUCUUCUUCUUCCUCUCCUCCUACCAUACCCAAACCACCUGCUGGGUUCGUGAUUGAUGAAUCUGGUAGGGUUCUUAUGGCCUCUAAGAAGCGAAUCGCCACUGUGGUUGAUCCAACAAACAAUAGCCCUUUGGACUGUGUGAUAAGAAGAGUAUUUUCAAGUAGUAAAGGAGAGGAGUGUAUGCUUCUUUGCCCUGUGGAUACGCCAGUUCAGAUUUUGAAGAGCACAAAUAUAGAUGGUUGGUCAGCUGUCAGUGAUGAAGAGGUUGAAUCUCUUCUUCCUGCUGCUGCUUAUGCUCUUGCAAAGAUCCAUAUGCAUCUAGUACACAGCGGAUUCUGUUACACUGCAAGGGGAGGCUUUUGCUACACGGAAGAUAAUGUCUUCGAUUUUCGCACAGAUGAUGGCCAAGAUGUUGAAGGCUUGCCAACUGAAGGGAUUGAGAUUACGUGUUUCCAUCUGGAUGGAUCACACUAUAUGGUCUACACGCCUUCAGAUCCACUUCUCUUUGUUGCUGCCAAGGAUCCGAAUGGGCUGCUGCAAAUUGCUGAUGAUGAGCUUUUAGAUGAUCCAGGCGUGAUCAGUGCCAUAGACGAGGAAACCGAAUUCAAUGCCUUGGUGGAGGAAGAGGCGGCUCUUCUGGAAUCACUGCUUGGGGAAAGAAUUUAAAGUUUUUCAUAGGGACCUUUUUUAGCUUUCUUUUUCAUGUUCCAUAAGUUUCAGUUACUUGUGAUUUAUUCCUCUUUAUUAUUUUUUAUAUGUAAAAACUAAUUUUCCGUUUGCAAAUCUCUUAUGGAGUCAUCUUUUCGGAAUGGAAUGUUAUUUGGGUUGGAUCAUUUGUAAGAUACAUUA
Eutrema salsugineum is the source of this 1271-nucleotide messenger RNA. RefSeq lists its product as uncharacterized. The record is from RefSeq and is a predicted model, not a curated record. NCBI's taxonomy places the organism in Eukaryota, Viridiplantae, Streptophyta, Magnoliopsida, Brassicales, Brassicaceae. The transcript is spliced from 10 exons. Bases 93 to 1088 code for a protein of 331 amino acids.